AUGACGACGCCUGUUGAGAGCUUGCCAGAAUCAAAACUAGGCACAAAAGAACACUGGGAUAGUGUUUACGCUCGUGAAGUAGCUACAUACGAAGAGAUUGGGGAUGAAGGCGAAGUAUGGUUUGGCGAAGACAGUGUAGAGCGAAUGGUGCAGUUCCUCGCGGAAUGGAUGCAGGAUGAGCACCUACAGUCCUCGCCAUAUGUAUUGGACUUGGGAACAGGAAAUGGACAUUUACUUUUCGCCCUCCUAGAAGCACAGCAAGAAGAAGACAUUGAAGAAGGCACGCUUGACGCAACACGUAUGCUGGGUGUCGAUUAUUCCCCUGCAUCGAUUCAGCUAGCACAAGCGAUUGGUCAAAAGCGUGGACCUGAAUAUGAGAGUGUCCGAUUUGAAGAGGCUGAUCUUCGUGACGAUGCCUGCGUCAAAAGGCUACGGGAGAAAGCGAACCACAAACAAGGCUGGGAUAUUGUUUGUGACAAGGGCACGAAGUAUGAUGCAAUCGCACUUUCCUCGCAACCUAUUCACGACAAACUUCCAGUCGACCUUUACGUGGAAGCUGUGCAAGAAUUGACCAAGUCGCCGACCGGAGAUCACCGAGGUGGCCUAUUUUUCAUUACAAGCUGCAAUUUCACAGAACAAGAACUAACAGCCAAGUUUGGGCCUGCAGGUUUCGAAGUCGAGCAUGUUGUGCCAACACCUUCUUUCACAUUUGGUGGCCAAAAGGGUGCCGUUGUGACUACAAUUGCCUUCCGCCAUGUCCAAUAG
Molecule: messenger RNA, 765 nt
Organism: Malassezia pachydermatis
Lineage: Eukaryota; Fungi; Basidiomycota; Malasseziomycetes; Malasseziales; Malasseziaceae
Product: s-adenosyl-l-methionine-dependent methyltransferase
Exons: 7
Coding region: 1-765 (254 amino acids)
Biological process (GO): peptidyl-lysine monomethylation; peptidyl-lysine dimethylation
Cellular component (GO): cytoplasm
Molecular function (GO): protein-lysine N-methyltransferase activity
Source: RefSeq, a predicted model, not a curated record